This is a messenger RNA of Harpia harpyja (harpy eagle), 6621 nucleotides long. It is a transcript of the gene ADNP2, whose product is annotated as ADNP homeobox 2. Gene Ontology annotation, biological process: regulation of gene expression. The record is from RefSeq and is a predicted model, not a curated record. Gene Ontology annotation, cellular component: nucleus. Lineage: Eukaryota; Metazoa; Chordata; Aves; Accipitriformes; Accipitridae. The transcript has 6 exons. The coding region runs from base 873 to 4250 and encodes 1125 amino acids. Gene Ontology annotation, molecular function: DNA binding.
CGCAGGUGAGAGGGCCCCGCCUGAGGCCCCGCCCCCCCGGCCGCGCCCAGCUCCUCAGGCGAGCCAAUGGGAGCGUCGCCCCAAGUCUCUUCCCAUUGGCUGGCUGCCUGGCAUGCAAAUGAGCCGCGACGUCACUUCCUGGGAUAAAUCGAGCGCCAUUUUCUCUUUCUGGCUCUGGAUGAGGAGCGGGCGGAGGCCGAGGGGCGGGCGCGGGGGCUGAGCCGAGGUCGGUCCCGGGAUCCAGCGAUGCCGCCGCCGCUGUCGCCGCCGCCGCCGCCCUCGCGGUGCGCGGAGUGAGCGCGGCGGCAGGCGGAGGAGCAGCCGCGGGGCGGCGGGCACGGCACGGCGCGGCGCGGGAGGGGCGCGGCGGCCGAGGAGGAGGCGGCGGCGGCGGCGGCGGCGGCGGGGCCAGCGCUGUGAGGAGCGGGAGGCGGAGGCUGCGGCGCGGGCCCGCGACCCGGCAGGCGGCGGCGGCGAGGCGGCGGAGCGGCGGCGGCGGCGGGCUCCCCCUGCAGCCCGGCCGGACAUGCUUCAAGAAAUGUCUGCUUCACCUUCUUCAGUAGCAUCAGUGUAUCAGUUAAAGGACUGAGAUGGAGGAACUGUUUCCAGUGGAGCCUAACAUAUUGAACCACAUCUUCUGGCUGAUCUGAGCGUGGUGACAUCCUGUCAGCUCUGUUGUUACCUGCAGUGGACCAUGGGGUUCCUGUUCCACACCCACCCCAAUGGUAUCAGAAUGUCUUCCAGACUUCUUGCUGAUAAAAAAUAUUAGAAAACAAGACUAGCAUCUGUCAAAUGGGGCUCCCUCUCCAUUUCUCUCUACACACCUUUCCUUUGGGGGGAGAAGAAGAGGAGAAUAGCAUGAAAAGUGCAAAAUGUUUCAAAUUCCUGUUCAAAAUCUUGAUAAUAUCAGGAAGGCUCGAAAAAAGGUGAAGGGCAUUCUUGUGGAUCUUGGGCUUGACAGCUGCAGGGAAUUGUUGAAGAACCUUAAAAGUUUUGACCCAGGUGAAAAAUACUUUUGUAACACUUCAUGGAGUGAUGUCUCUCCUUGGGAGUCUGUGGGCAAAAGGAAGAGAUACAGAACAAAGCCGUACUGCUGUAGCUUAUGCAAGUUCUCGUCAAAAUUGCUUACUUCAUUCAAGAAUCACUUGCACCGUUACCACGAGGAUGAAAUGGACCAAGAGCUGGUGGUUCCUUGCCCAAAAUGUGCAUUUGCUUCUGAUCCCAAAAUAGUGGGAAAACAUAUCCGGAUGUUUCAUUCAUCUAAUAAAAGAAUACAGAACUAUACAGUCAGCAUUUUGGAUGGCAUGAAACAAUUCAGGAGUGACAUCAUAAACUUUACAUGUCUAAAAUGUCACUUUACAGACACAUUGUAUUACAAUAUGAAGAAACAUGUGCUGAUGAACCAUUUUCAAAACUUAAUAAGUACAUAUUUUGGCCAGAAACCUCAUGAAAGUAAAGAGAAUUCUAUUGAGCACUACUGUAAAAAAUGUAAUGCUUCUGCAAACAGCCAAGAUUCUUUAAUGUAUCAUGUCUUGACAGCUGAAACACACCGAGACCUGGAGAACAAACUUAGGUCUGUGAUUUCAGAACAUAUUAAGAAACCAGGACUCGUGAAACAAAUGCAUAUUGCUCCAAAGCCUCCCCAAGGUGUGGCAGUGGCUGCUCCAUCUGCAGGGCCUGUUGCUGCCCCAGCAGGUUCCGUCACAGCUCCAGCUUGCGUCCAGCUUGCAUUUCCACAGAAUAAUCAAACCCAGAGUGCGGUGCAGCCAACAGCAGUUCAAACCCAGGGUGUUGUGCAGCCAACAGCAGUUCAAACCCAGGGUGUUGGGCAGCCAACAGCAGUUCAAACCCAGGCUGUUGGGCAGCCAACAGGAGUUCAAAACCAGGCUGUUGUGCAGCCAACAGGAGUUCAAAACCAGGGUGUUGUGCAGCCAACAGCAGUUCAAAACACAGUCAGAUCACUGACUGUUCCAAGUGCCUCUGGUAGCCUUCCAUAUGCAACUUCUGCUCCGGUUGUUACCCCAUCGCAUGUUACUCUGGUAUCUAGUAAUCUUCCUGUAGGUCAGAAUAACCUUAAUAUUCAGCCGUCACCUUCCCAGCCUAUCAUUGUUUCCCAUAGGCUCCCCCUUAAUCAGCCUGUGAGGGCUGGAGCUAUUCCUCUUAAUCAUUCUGUUGGGACUAUAAAUAGAACUGUGGCCCCUGCAGUUCUUCCUCUUAAUCAACCUGUCAGGCCUGGGCUCUUUCCUAUUAAUCAACCCAUUGGUACUAUAAGUGGUCCAGUUGCAGCUGCAACGCUGCCUGUAACUCAACCUGUCAGCCCCGUGAAUCGACCAGUUGCACCAGGAGUCCUCCCUGUGAAUCGACCGGUUGCACCAGGAGUUCUUUCCGUCAACCAGUCGCUUGGGAAUGUGACUAGGCCCAUUGGUCCCAGGGUCCUUCCCGUGGCGCAGACAGUUGCGUCAGGCGUUCUCCAGUUUAACCAGCCUGUUGCCUCGGGGGUUGUUCCUGUCAGACAGCCUGUCAGACCGGGCUUUCUUCAGUUUAAUCAACCUGUUGCCCCAGCAGUUAUCCCAGUAAAUCAGCCAGUUCAACCUGCAGUUUCUCAAAACACAACUUUUUUGACAGCGGGUUCUAUACUUAGGCAGUUGAUUCCAACUGGUAAGCAGGUUAAUGGGAUACCUACGUACACGCUUGCCCCAGUUUCAGUUACUUUGCCCGUACCUCCUGGUGGUGGAGUAGCAACCGUUACGCCACCACACGUGCCCAUCCAACUAAUGCAGCCUGGGACAGUAACUCAGUUGUCGCAGUCACCGGCUAGCGCACCCUCUCCUCCAGUGGUUUUAACGUCUCAGAAUAUAGCAUUACAAGCCUCCCCGCCUGGUCCCGAAACAAGUCAGGCUAUCAGGCAGGCUAAGCAGUGGAAGACUUGCCCUGUUUGCAAUGAGCUUUUCCCAUCAAAUGUCUACCAGGUGCACAUGGAGGUGGCCCACAAACAUGGUGAAGUAAAAAUGGAGGAAGCGCUGGAACCUGACAAACUUGCAGCUUGCGCACCCUUUCUGAGGUGGAUGACAGAAAAGACGGUCCGGUGUUUCUCCUGUAAAUGUUUUCUCUGUGAGGAAGAGCUGAUGAAACAUCUCUUGAUGCAUGGCUUAGCUUGCUUGUUUUGCACAGUUACUUUCCAUGACUUAAAAAGCCUCGUGGAGCACAAUAAAACUACACACAAUGGGAAAAAGCAGUUACAUGCGGAUUAUAGCAACAGAGGAUUUCAGCUAGGUAAUGAUGCUCAGGGUGACCUUGUAUUUCCACACUUUGAUUUCAGUACAGCGUUACCAAAAGAAGACAUCGGUGAAAGAGAAGUACAUUUGGCAGUGCUUGCUGGACUAAAUUCAAGGACACUUGUCCCUGUUUACAUCAAAGUGAAACCUCAGACAGCAGAAGUGAACAAUAGAUGCAACAAAAAAGUGUUAACCUGUCCCUUUUGCUUUGGUACGUUUGUUAGUAAAGAAAUCUAUGAAAUGCAUUUGAAAGAGCGGCAUCAUAUAAUGCCAACUGUACAUACAAUUUUAAAGUCUCCUGCUUUCAAGUGCAUCCACUGUUGUGGUGUGUACACUGGAAAUAUGACUCUAACAGCUAUUGCUGUACAUUUGCUCCGUUGUAGAAGUGCUCCCAAAGACAGCAACUCAAGCGUGAAGAUGCAGCUUGAGCGUACUGAGAAGAAAGAGCUACUGUUUGUGAAUGGUGAAAAGCAUGACUCUCUGAUACUGAAAAGAAAGCAAUCGGAUUCCUGCUUUGUUGCAGAAGACCAAAGGAAUAAGGAACAGCAGCCUCUGAGCUUAAGUACUGGCAUAGCUCUAGCUCCAGAAAAAGAAGUGAAUUCAGGGGUAGUGCCUUUCAAACGACAAAAGAUUAAUACUAGAACUGAGAUGAAGAAGCUUCCUUCGAGUGAGGAUCUUCGCAUUCUAGCAGUAGAUCCUAAACAGUAUGAUCACAAUUCGUAUGAGGCUCAAAAACAGUUUUUGACAGACUACUUUCACGAGAGGCCAUAUCCUUCUAAAAAAGAGAUGGAAUUACUUUCCUCGCUGCUAUAUGCGUGGAAAAUUGAUGUUGCAACAUUCUUUGGAAAAAGGAGGAAUAUAUGCUUAAAGGCGAUAAAUAGUCACAAACCAUCUGUGCUGCUGGGUUUCAGUAUGUCUGAACUAAAAAAUAUUAAGCACAGUUUGAAUAUAAAAGAUGAACCAUUAGAUAUGUAAACAAGCUUUUUAUAACAGCUGAAAGCAAUCCAUAAUUGCAUACUUAUCGAUUUAGCAGUUUAUUGUAUUACUUGUUUUAACUUGCAGACUGGCCUGUUGAAGGGUGCAGUAGUACAAAAAGUCUCGUUCAGUUGUGACUGUUAUUGUGAAAGGCACACGUAGUUGUGUAUUUGAAAAAGCUAAAACCUUCAGACUUACGCAUCUGGAAUUUGUUUUAGCUUUUUACUUUUUCUGGAGUAGUGGGGUUUUUGGGGUUUUUUUGUUCCGUUUCCCUUCCUUCCCCUCCAGGCUCCCAUUACACUUUUUAUACCACCAUGGAAAACAUUUGUCCUGUUAAAACCAAAUUUUAUUUUAUUUUUCUGCAAUGUCAUCAUCUUUUCUAAACAAUAAAAUGUGUAAUAUUGGUUAAAAUACUGCGGUAAACUACGUGAAAAACAUCUAUUUGAUUAUUUGUGUUUUUAAGUCCUCCUAAUUUUUUUAACCUAUUUUUGUUCUAUCUACUCAAGAAGUGAUUGUAGCCUUUACAGCCAUUGCCCCUUCAAAUUCCCAAUGCACUGGUAGCAAUAAAAUACAUGGCAAUCUCUUUUUUUUUUUUUCUUAGUCAAAAUACCUGUGCCAGUUAAGUCUGGUGACUUGUAGUAUCUAACUAGUGUUAACAUGGUGGGGAUUGAGGGGCUUGGGGUGCCUAUUGAAGUGUUAUAAUUAACUGACUUCAAAUGGUUGUGUUAUUACCUGUUAAAUAGAUCUUGCUAACCAGAAGUGUUUACUCUUUUUGUUGGUGUUGAAGCCUGGUUGUUUAAAAACCUGUUGUUCAAAGCUUGGUAGCAGCAUCUGGUUUCUUUUUCAAAAAGCGAAACUGCUUUGGAGAGUGUCAGAUUGUUUUGAUACAUGAGUAUAUGACUUCUGUGCACAUCACUUACCUGUAGAAGCCCUAUCCGAAUAUCACCGAGGUUUGGUAAAAAAUCUGAUCUUUAUUUUAAAUUGCUGUUGGGUGAGGUAGUGACUGAGCAGUGCCUCCUCCCCAGCAAAUUAUAUACAUGGCUUGAAGUCCUUUGAGUCAGAAAUUGUACAGGCUGAAACUGGAUGAAUUGGUAACAUCAAGACUUUAAACUGUUGAGUACCUGAACCAAUGAUACUCAUGUAGUGAUUGUUUUUAAUUGUCCUAUAGAGAGCAUAAGAAUAGUAUAAAACCCAAGUAGACUAUCUGGUUCAAUAUGAGCUAGCAUCUCUAUUACAGAUUACAGAAGAGCUGUUGGGAAAGUUCACUGAGUUGAACAAACUAUAGUACUGGUGGCCACAUUGAGGCCCUGUUUAGUACUGUCCGUCCUUUCUGGAUAUGCUUUGUUUCAUCUGGCUUGUCAAACAGUGCCUCUGAUAUUCAUUAAUAGCCAGUUAUACAAUAAAUAACUUAUAAUAUGCAUUAUUUUUUCUUCCUCCUCUUCAUCCCCCUCUCCCCACCCUUCUUUCCCAGAAAUAAAAAAAAAAAAAGAGCAGGCUCUUCCGUCAGUUCACUUGUGCCAGUGUUACAAGGAAAGGGUGAUAUGCCCAAGCUUAUUUCUAUUUUUUUAGGUAGUAAGCAUACUUUUGCCUUGUGCAAUAGUUUUUAAAGCAGAUACAGAAUGUUUUUUGUGCCGUUUCUAAAAGGGCAUGACAUUUUUAGCAGAAUUUGGUGACUGUCCACCUGAAGUUCUGUAAGCUGUUUGAAAUUCUAUUUUGGAUACAAUCUUGCUAUUUUCAUAUUGAUCACUUCAAAGAAUUUUAAUGUAUAUGUAACGUACAGUUACUUAAACUGAGAGAAUCUGCUAUUUGGAAAAACCUAGUCAUUUAAUAGCAGUCUUGAACAAAGAUAAGUACCAUUUAUGGGAUUGUCCGCACGCCCCACCCCAAAGAGUGACAGUAAGAAGCAGUGUGUUCUUAUAGCCUAAUAAUAGCUCAUUAAAAAUAAAAAAAUGAUAUUUGGGCAUAACACAGUUCAUGAACCAGUUGGAAGGGCUCUGAGUGGGCAAGAGGGAUGCUCUAUAGAAGUUCUGAAAUCUGGGCACUCAUUUUCACUCUUAAAACCUCGAUACUGUGAGCCCUGUCAUCUUUGGGGUAGUUCUGCUGGUAUUGCUGAAACUCCAGCAGGGAGGAAUUUGGCAGCGUGCAUCUGGGGAAGGCUUGCCACGAAUGGUUAAAGAUUGUUCUUGAGAUAACAGCAUGGCUUGGAGUGGGGAGCUGGGAAGUCAUUUCAGGGUUCAUCCAUGCUUGGGGCACCAAGGGAGCAGUCCAGUCUUACCAGAGUUUUCCUACCUAGUGUCCAGUGUUGAUUUUGAGCAUUUUAUUUAUUGGACUUUGAUUUCACAGUUUCAAAUAAACCAGCUUUCUAACUUUC